Molecule: messenger RNA, 1697 nt
Organism: Candidula unifasciata
Lineage: Eukaryota; Metazoa; Mollusca; Gastropoda; Stylommatophora; Geomitridae
Source: the annotation of a GenBank genome assembly
GAUCUGGAAUCCUAUGAGACAGGCACAGUGCGUCGGCGAGCAAAGACUAUCGUCACCCCAAAGAUGGCGAUGGAAAGCUUCAGGCUGUCUUUUUUAAAUGACGACCAAGAUGUGAACUUUGAUGCUAUUCUUGGGGAACUCUAUGAGCUGGAAUCCCAACUUAACAGUGCUCAGACUGAGCUGUCCAGGUCUUUGGGGACUGGAGGUCAUCAUCCGCCGCCACCCGUCGCAUUUCAGGAUGGAGAAAGUCAAGAGAGCAGAGAGGCCAGGCAUUCGUCGGAGCAGGAAGAGCUGGAUCAGCUGGCAGUGGAGAUUACACGGAGUCUCCAGUACAAUAAACCACAUGGUCAUUGUUCUUAUCACCAUCGGCAUUACCACCAUCAUCAUACAGUUAGUGGGUCAGGUCAUGGUGGAGGAGAAGGCGUCUGUGACACUACAGAAACAGAUUCAGCCUUCUCAGACAACGCCUCAUUGCCCUCCUCCGAGUCUCUGACCUCCAUGGUGACCGUGUCCUCUUCUGCUGAUACAAACUCCUCCUCUUCAGGAGAGACGUGCAGUAUGAGCAGUGCCAUCUGUGGGAUGCAUCACUCUGAGGUAGAGCAUACGGCACGCAUGAAAGCAGAGAAAAUCCGCAUCGCUUUAGAGAAAAUCAAAGAGGCCAAGAUAAGGAAGCUGUUUGUUCGAGCAUUUGCCAAAGAUGGAAGCAGCAAAAGCAUUCUGGUGGAUGAAAAGAUGAGUGUUGCACAAGUCUGUAGUCAACUAGCAGAUAAGAACCACAUACGACUCAAUCAUCGGCUGUGUGUUGUAGAACUGAUGCCAGAGUUACUAAUGGAACGUAUCCUAGAAGACCAUGAUUCUCUGGUAGAAAACAUUGUUAUGUGGACGAGGGAUUCCAAGAACAAAGUCAUGUUUGAAGAAAGAAUGGACAAGUAUGACUUGUUUAUUAAUCCAGAAAAAUAUCUCCUGAGUCCUACAGUAUCAAAGCAAGAGCCACUGACAGCACAGCAGAAGGACAAACUAAUUCAGGAGUUUUUUGCGCCAGAUUGCAUUAGUGUUCCAACUGUGGAAGGAGCUUUAUAUCUGAAGUCAGAUGGCAAGAAAGCCUGGAAGAAAUUCUUCUUUGUUCUCCGAGCAUCUGGACUUUAUUACAAUCCCAAAGGAAAAGCAAGCAAGAAUCCGAAGGACCUGGUAUGCUUAGUUCAGUUUGAGUAUGUGGAAGUAUAUCGUGGUCUGGGAUGGAAGAAAAAAUAUCAUUCUCCUACGGAUUACUGCUUUGCUCUCAAGCAUCCCCAGAUACAGAAGAAAACAUCCAAGUACAUCCGCUAUUUUUGUGCUGAAACAGAAAUUUCACUCGAUCAGUGGGUCAUGGGGAUAAGGACUGUUAAGCUUGGAAAACAGUUGCUGUACAACUAUGAGCAACUGAUGCAUGAGAUUUCCAUGUGGGACUUGAGACAGCCAGAAUCUGGAGCAGUCUCAGCAGAUGAAGCAAUGCUCCAGAUGUUAAAUCAUGCAGACUUGUCUGACAGUCGAAUGUCAGUUCCCGAUGAGGGCAUUCAUCACUCCGUCAUCCAGGUCCUCACUCCAUCUGUGGGCCACAGUUUAAUAACAGGCGACUCCUCCAGAGACGUCAUAAGUAUUGAGGUACUGGCUAUUCCUCCAUGCAAGACCUCUGACUAUGGAGGGGGAUCAGAUGGAAG